UUGAAACGGAAAAUAGAUGUCCUGUAUUUCUUUACAAUGAAUAACUAUAACAUUCAUCGAGAAAUGCAAAGAUCUCCAGCAAAGACUAGUCUUAUAGGAAUGAUACGAACUAGAAAGUUGGCUAUCAAAUUGAAACGUCGAGCACAGUUUCUUGUUGCUCAUAAAAAUCGUCGUGAAAACUUUGGUACUACGGCAAUAAUUCAUCAUGAUAUUCCUCAACAAAGUUAUUUUCAUAGAAAUAUCUUCGGUAUAAAUAAUGAAAGAUAUAAUCUUACCUCAGGCGACGGAAAAACAACAGCAAGCAGAGAAGUUCCUUCAACACAAAAGCAUGAUAGAAGAAUUCGACAAGUUGGGAAGUUUAUAACGAGACCAGAGAACAUUUUUCCUGUCAUAAUGGCUGAGUUAAAGAUCAGUGAAAUAUUGGAGCGUCGAUUGAAAAACACCAAAUACUCUUCAACGUUUGGAAAGGAAAUAAGCAAAAGUUUGUCCAAUGAAAUAAAGAGAGAAGUGAAAACAUGUUAUGAUCUUCAGAGAUUCAAGUUGAUUUGUAUUGUUAACUUGGGAGAGAUUAAAUUUUCAAUCUUAGGAAAUGCUAUGUUUGGCAGUCGUUGUCUUUGGAAUACAAUCACCGAUAAUUUUGCUUCAUCUUCCUAUCAAAACGCUGAAUUGUUUGCUGUUGCUACGAUAUAUGCACUUUAUCAAGAGUAAUUUCUCAUAAACGACUCACUAAGAAAUGUUGGAGGACUUAAAAUCUAAAAAUUUUAUACAUGUUCGCUGCCUGUUGCUACCUCAUAUUUCAAUAUUUUCUUUUUUUCAACAAUGAAGACUGUACGUGAAGGACAACAAUGAAAAAUUUUUAUAGUAAGACAUAAACUUAGCUUAGCUGUUGCCUAGCAACGCGUUUGAAACACAAUUAUACGCAUGCGCAGUUAUUUCUUCUCACUCCAGAAUAACCACGGACCCAUUUCUUCAUUUGCAGUUGACAUGAGAAGAAAGAGCAAACCAACCAUUACCAGAUUUCUAAAAACAAAUAUUUCGCAAUGAUAAUACAUAUUUCAAUGUAAAUGUCAUCUUUCAACAUUGUUAACUUACAUUACUCAGCAAAGAUUUACGAGAUAUAUCUGUUGUUUUGGUGCAACUUCUACAAAAUUAUAUAAUUCAUGAUAGUAACUUUAAUAGAACAACGACAUAAUGAAAUAUACAUACAACAUAGUGUUAAAUAUAUAUAGUGCCGUAAAUAAAGUUAAAACAAUUGAAUGAAAAAA
Molecule: messenger RNA, 1265 nt
Organism: Xenia sp. Carnegie-2017
Lineage: Eukaryota; Metazoa; Cnidaria; Anthozoa; Malacalcyonacea; Xeniidae
Product: dynein light chain Tctex-type 5-like
Exons: 1
Coding region: 37-708 (223 amino acids)
Biological process (GO): microtubule-based movement
Cellular component (GO): cytoplasm; cytoplasmic dynein complex
Molecular function (GO): dynein intermediate chain binding
Source: RefSeq, a predicted model, not a curated record